Molecule: messenger RNA, 14420 nt
Organism: Pocillopora meandrina
Lineage: Eukaryota; Metazoa; Cnidaria; Anthozoa; Scleractinia; Pocilloporidae
Source: the annotation of a GenBank genome assembly
AUGGAUUACACUAAAUUAUCAGGUUUGAGUCAAAAUCAUGAUGCAAGUUUCUAACGGCAGGUAACACGUGAACCAGCUCUGAUGUAUCAAUCGCCAAUCUAUUACACAAAUUCUCACAAUGAUAAAAAAUCUGUAGUUUUUGCUGGCAGCUAUUAUGUUAUGAAAGGAUAGUUGUCAAUUAACCAGCAAGUGGUAAAAUAUACCUGGAUAACAAAAAGUUUCCUAACUGUAACUCGCAUGUAGGAAGUCACAGCCCCACAAAGACUACCAUUAUAAAUUGAUGUUAAGCUACAUCGGUUCAUUUUAGGUUACACAAAGGUUCCUGGCUGCUUCAUAGAACUGAGCCUAUAGUGUAUUUUUCUAUGUAUUUUUAUCCAACUCAGAUAUAUUUUUCGUUCUUCGCUUGAUUUAUUUAGCCUCUUCAAACGCUCUUGGUCUGCUUAAUAAGGCUCGCAUUGGUAUUCAAAGUGCAACGGUACCCACGAAUAAUGAAACAAAGGGAAAAAUGUCAUUCUCUUCAAACGUUUCCUCAGUAGAACGUGAACAAAAAACACAUUCGCCGGAUGGUCCUAUUAUUAGCGGAAAAACACAGGUAAGUGAACAGCCUGGUAAAGGAACGAAUCCUGUUCUGCUGCUAUUGGGAUAUGAACUCGGAGAAAAGUCAAGUCGAAGGGUGUAUGAUGUUCUGAACAACUCUACCAAUUUCCUGGCCUCUGAUCCAGGAACAAAGAAUGAUUUAGGUCCCCAUGACGCGCUAAUUUAUGAUAAGCUGUUAGCACUGAGAGACAAUAGUAGCUCUCAUACUAAGGCCGCCCAGGAACGUAAAUCGCCCAGCAGCAGGAUUCCCACAGAAAAUAACGUCCCUGAGUCGGACUUAAAGGAGAUUGAAGGGUUAUUAGAUAAUGCAGCCUCCGUAAACGAGCGCCUCCUGCCAGGUGUUGGUAAUCAAUACAUGCAUGAAGAAAUGAAAGAAGGUAACACAGAUACAAAUACUUUGAAAUUAAACUUGGCUGCACAGAGUCUAGACUCUCAUGAGAUGAGCACUUUACAAAGCAGAGUGACGCACAGAGACGGAGUAAAAAACACAGACUCCAUCUUGCCUAUUAGCUCUGAUGACACAAAAGGUCAGCAAGCGUUUGAACACAUAGCCGUGCAUGUACAUCCUAACACUUCCGUGGUUAAUUCAACAAGCAUGGCUGAAAACUUUGUUAAACUCGAUCGUUCAGAGGGAAGCAUGCCAAUAGACUUGAUGUUUGCAGGUAACAAGCAUGGCAAUAAAAACAAUCCUGUUUUACAGGUUAGUGCACGUUAGAACCACUUCAACCACGGGUCGAAAAUAAUUCAGAAUUGCUUUAGUGUUAGUUUUCUAUGCUCUGUUAUUCAGUCUGCAAGACUCGCAUUACCUCAACAAAACACAAGAAAACUGAACUAAACCCAAUCGCUCCCUGAUCACUCGCGUUUUCUCGCCCUUAACAAAGUUUUCAUGUAUUUACUCUGUCUCUAGUGUUUCUUUAUGGAAUUCUCCGCCGUCCUGAUUAGCCGUUGCGUUUAUUUUGGUUUUGUUCUUACGACAGUCAGUCGAAAGCAGUCUUGUAAAAUGCCCCCAACUGUGUGCGACACGCAAAACAACAGUGUGGACAAAUCGUGCCUCAGGGCCCACCUUUCCUUUAGUCAUAAAGUCGUUUAUGUCAGUAGCUCUGAGAACGACAUUGUAAAACCCAUUUCAGACUCUUCCUCAGUUAAGCCCCUUUUUUCGAUCUUGGAGUUGUCCCUCACAUGCUUAUCGCAUAAAACUAUACUGAAGCACCCCCAUGCCUCCAAGGCCAGCCAUCUAUACGUUUGCUGAAGGAGUAAGCUCUUGAUUACUGAUAGAGAGAUGAAUCACUUUAUCGGUGCGCCAAUAAUUUUUUUUACCUGCCACGAUAAGUACUCCAACAUUUAAGGUGCUGCUUCUGUUUUGUUCGAACUUAAUGGUAAUGACCCCUAGAAACCAGCGAGAAACACUACGAAUAGUUGACAAAACAGGUCCUUUUUUUCUUUAACAGAUGAAUUUAUCGUUUCGCAACAAGCCUCGUGUCUCGGAAUCAUCGGGGAAACAAGUCACACUUACCAUCAACGAGCGGCCAGGAACUGGUAAAGCUAUUUUCAAGGUGAAAAACUCCCGUCAUGCUACCGGAGUGAGUUACACUACAGAGGACCGUCCGGGAGGCUUGCCCUCGCCCACUUAUCUACUCCAGACUGAAAACGAAGAGGCCCGAGCUAAGGCAGAGGAAGAGGAAGCUAAAAUCAGAGCGGCCACGAGCGCCAUUAAAAAUGUGAUUAAGUUGUUUGAUCGAGACAGCACUCAUCACAGCCAUACCAAACUUGUUCAAGAGGCCACUCAGGAUUUUCCAGCCGAUGCCAAGUCUAUGGAGGACAGUCGCGAGUUGGCGGCAGAUAUGGGUGCAAGCGAAUAUCACGCGGAAGUUGCACAUGCACAAAAUCUGGACCGCGCUCGAGCUAGCGCCGAGGCCCUUUCGCAACAAAAUGUUCCUUAUCUAAGUUCUAGUAAGACGGGUCCUGGGUCACCGCCGCCAAACUAUGCCGUUGUUAGCAUGAGCGAUUCAAAGGACUGGAAAAGUCUAGCUCACACGCUUGCCACUCAGCUGAAAAGUGUUCUAAAUCAUAUGGAGGAUAGAGAAAAAGAGAACCGUAAUGAAAAGGAGAGAAUUCAAGAAGAGAUGAUGCUUAUGGCUCAACGAAAAAUGAUGGGUAUUGGCCGAGAGGACGAUGAGGGCCCAGAUGAUGACGAUGACGACGAUGACGACGAAAUGAGCAAUAUGGAUGAAAUGGAGAAACGACGUCAUUCUGUGUCCAUUCCCCAAGAGAGAACGACGAUUAGAAACUUACCACGAAACAGCAGAUUGACUGACCAGAAAUCCUAUCAGGAAAAGCCAAGAAGAAAAUCGAAUGGACUUCAUUCAGCUCACAGAGCUGCGAAGAUAUUAUCACGACUGGAAAUACGCUAUAAAUCGAAGAGGCAGAAACGAAGGCUAACCUCAUAAAAGGGGUGGCUUAGGGAAGAAAUUACCCAUUGUUUUCUCUCUGAAAGAAACCUCGUCAAAUUUAAAAAUAUCUUGUGGUAAUACAAGGCAGAAAAAAGACAUCAUUUUUUGACCAAACCAAAAGAAAAAGGUUAAAACUAAGUCGGUAAGCCGGAUGAAGACUGAAAGCAUAUGACGAAACAUGCGUAGAUCAAAUACCGGUUAUUCCUUUCCUACUUUAAGAGUUCCUAUGCUCCAAGGAAGAGCCUUUUACUUCUGUGUCUGAAAUAUCUCUCCCUAUUCUCACCAACUUUGUACAAGUAUAGCGCCAUAGAGGCACAACUUCUUUGAUUCUCCACACCUUUUAUAAGUAGCGCCACUGAGGCACAACUCCCGUACUCUCUAUCAAAGACUAAUACAGAAAACCAACAAGGAGAUAAAAAUUCUCUUCUUGAAAGGACUUAUAACGACGACAGGUUGUUUUGUUGGUUUAAUAUUUUCCAAGUUAUAGGUCACGGUUGUUUGGGAGGCUUACUGACUUGAACUUCCAAGGCAAACCCAGCUGAUAAUGGCCAUUCACGAGUUUCACAGAACUUUCCAAAAGGUCACUUAGGAUUGACUUACAGAUCUGUAUAGAGCAACUGAUCAAGAUGUGACAUGCGAGAUGGAACAGUGAGUGGUGCGUUUCCAGUUACUUUUCUUCAUCAUAGUAUUCAAUUAAGAAGAACUUUACAACAUUCCAAUCAUCAUACCGUGUGAUCAUGUUCAUGUUUAAAAUGAAAGAAAAUAAAAGAAGAGAGACGCAGAAAUUGAAAUUGUGUUUUGAAAAAUUUGUGUGCUGUAUUUAAGCGGGUUAAAGCAACUGCCUUCUAAUACAGACAGGGUACACGUCUUUCGCAUGGAGCAGGUGAAUGAGAUCCGUCAAACCGUAAAACCUAACUUGAUAUUACGAGCCUGCUAUAGACGAGGAUAAAACAAAGAUAAAGUUAAAUGCUAUCAGUGACAAAUAAAUAAAUAUGAGCCUUCCGAUACAAGACAUCAUGUGUGAUGAUACCCAGUUCUUCUGUCUCUGCACUUCGAAGUGCUAUCAGGAAGAAAGGAAAUAUAAUUUACCAAAAUUUAUCGUCUGAUUUCUCGGUAUCGGGUGAUCAGAUCUUUAUGAACAACGGUGAAAUGUGAAAUUAUUAACGAAAUGGUCAGUGUAUUAGGGAAUGUUCCGAUGAGGAAAAAGAAAGGAAGGUAAAAAGGUUAUUUUCACCAGAAUAGACGUACUGCUUCACUCCGUGAAAUGAUCGAAAUGAAACUGCUUCCCUCUUUUGUCAAUUUAACUCAAGCAUGAAAUUACCAACCUUGGAUCGAAGGUAUAAAUAAAUGGAUAGAGGAACAAGUAAAGAAUGAAACAGAAGGGAUAAUCAACCCCACCCCCUUUUCCAUUCCUAUCCCAACUUUUCAAAGAGGAAGCAAUUGAAUUUCCAUAAGUCAUGUCUAAUUAGUAACCAUUGUUAGCCAUACUGCACCUGUGUGAGGCUGUCACGAUCCGCGCGCCGAGAACUUUGGGCAUGUCUCGCAUUUGCGUGCAAGGAGUCGAGGAAAGGAGCUGCUUACUUUUUUUAAGGUUUUCAGCUCAAGCAGGUCGUAGCCUAUUUGAAAAUUCUGACACGCAUCUAGUUUUAUUUCUUCUUGUCUCUUGUCUUUACUUCACUCUUCAACUGACACACGUUUCCUCUGGAAAUUCAAUGGGACAAAAAAACCCUUUGAUAAGCUGAAUUUCCUUGCGUGACAGUUAAGCAAUCAGUUGUACUUCCGGUCUUCUAUCUGCAAAGGACGAUGGUCUGAACAAGGAGUAAUUCCUCGCAAAUCUCCGGAAAAUCAAUUAAUGAUGGCUCGUUGUAGUUAUUUAUUCUUGAUUACUCUUAUAUUUACAAGUUUAAAGAUCUCAUCAGCGGACUCAAAGAUCUCGGAUGUUGUUUAUAAUCGUUCAAAGGAGUCCGCAGUAAGAGAUCCCAGCGUGUUUUUAGCGAUCAUAGCUCGUAACGCCGCUCAUCUUCUGCCCAAUUGGCUCGCAUACAUCGAGAAUUUGGAUUACCCGAAGAAUCGAAUGUCUGUUUGGUGAGUAUUUUUUUUUCUUGUGUUGUUUCAUGUCAGAGACUCGUACAGCUUUGAACCAUAUUCAUGAGUAACGUAAGAAAAUCAUAAUUACGUUCAAAUUGUAGCCUGCCUACAAGAGCUCAUUCAUUGUGAAUUAAGUAAGAGAUUCAAAUUAUUAAACUUCCCAUGUAAAUCUUAAAUCUGUGUCAUUGCCACUAGUUGCCCUGAAUAGUUCUUGCUUUCACAGUAACAGAGAGGUUAAUCGAACCGUGGAAAGCUUUGUGUAGUCGAAACUUGUUCUUGGCACUAUUUUGAUGUCCGACAAGCUUGUGGGAAAAUUGCCAACGUGUCAUGUCAUUUUUUGAAUUCCUUUACAUUUCGUGAGGGACUGAGUGCGAAUUUCAACUUCAUGGAGUAUUUCCUUUGAUAAUUUGAAGAUUUCUGCACAAUUUUGUUUUAUGCAUGAGUGAAAAGCAUACCUGCAAACUAAGCUUUUAAGGUUUUGAAAUUAAUGACAAUAAUUCCUUAGAGAAAAAUUUUUGUGUUUAGGCACUUUUCUGACUGACAAAAAUAAACUUCUUUUUAACCCUUCAACUCCCAAGACCUCAUUGUUAAUUAUUCUUCUUUAGAUGCAACGCAUUUUGUUGUAAAUCAAUUUAUGAGAAUUUGAUGCUAGAUCAAGAUAACAACUUCUACGUGAUAGGUUUGAGAAUUCUCAUUUCCUGUUUGCUGGAAAUUGUAAGGAUGUGAUAGCGAGAAGUUAAAUGUUAAUCACUCGUGGGAAUUGAACAGUCAAACAGUGGCUGGACUGGGCAAAGUCCUUUUUUUGGAGAAUUUGUUACUCAUAGGGUUGUCCCUGGGUAAUGGAUGGCAACAUGCUUGAACUGUGGGGUGUUGGAGUUGUGUUGAGGCCUUUGUACUGCAGGGUCUAUUCUCAAGUGUGGCCUUAGGAAAUUUUUGCAAUUUUUUUCUCUUUAAAUGCCUCAUAAAACAUUUUCCCUGGUGUUGGAUUGGGUGCAAAAAGUUGUUUUCAAGGAUAAGUACCUGUCUUUUUGGUUUUAUCCAGGAUCAGAUCAGACCAUAAUGAAGAUAAGACAUCAAAGAUACUACAAGAGUGGUCUCAAAAUGUGAAACAUUUAUACCACAGAGUUUUGGUAAAUGUGUCUGAUACACCUCAUAAGUAUGAUGAUGCAGUGGGCCCAGCAGAGUGGCCAGACAGCAGAUAUCAACAGAUGAUGUAUCUCAGACAGAAGGCUUUGGAUAGCGCAAGAAAACAGUGGGCUGACUACCUAUUUGUAAGCAUACAAGAGACAUUAAAUUUUAAUAACUUACUGCUGUAUCUGUGACAUAACUUGCAUUAAAACCAGGCUUGUAAACUAUACCAAGUUGGCUAUUACUGGUACAUUGUUACAUGGCCUAACCAUCUACAAAACAAUUGUCUUCUUAGAUAUGUACUCACCAGCUUCUCCUGAAAGAGAUAGAAGAAUCCUGUUGAAGUACUCUUAAGAAAUAUCAAGAAGCAAUAAAUGCAUGUUUCUUUGGCAAUCCUUUGAAUUGUUUUCUCAUAAUUUUUUUUUUGUGUUAUUUUUGGAAAGAUAAGAUGGUGGAUAUCUUUUUUAUAUCUUUUUUUGCAGACUCCAUUUCAUCUGAAACACUUUGUUCAAUGCUAAACAUGGAUAAAUGCUAUAAUAUUUGUCAUACUAAUGAAUGUUCCUUGUGUUUUUUAGUUUGUAGAUUGUGACAACUUCUUAAUGAAUCCUAAAACAUUGAGACUUCUCAUGGAAGAAAAAAGGUAAGAUGUAAAAAAAGUUGUGAAUAAAUAAUGCUGUGUAAAUUGAUGAAGCCAAGUUUUCAACACUUCCAUCCCUCUGAAACUGACCUUGUUAUAAGAGUUUUGUUUAACUAUAUUUGCUUGUUGAAGAAACUUAAAAUAUGAAAUAUAUUUUAGUUCAUACUUGAAGAGGAUUCACAGUGCCAAGGGGGCCCUAUUACUGGUAUCUGGAAAAAGGAUAUUUGGGUGAAAAAUUGUAAGGAUAUGGGAUACCUGAGGAUAUAUUAUUUUAUAUUAUGAAUACUUACUGAAUUCAUGUUUGAGAUGAGUGCAUCAUGUUUGAUACAAGAACACUUUGAUCAUUGUAUUACAGUAACUGUAAAAAAAAAAUUAUACAUCUUAUCCAUUGCAGAGUAAAGAAAAACAAUGAUACAACACUAUAAUUGUUUCUGGAAGAAUGACUGUUCUUUCUCACACAUUCUUCAGGCACAAGGGAAAAACUACCAUUUUCUUAGUGUGUAUACCCUAAUCAUAGGAGAGGUGAAUGUGAACUGUGCUAAAUACAUUUUUUACAGGUUUAUUUUCUAGUAACAGUUGCUGGCAGAAGGUUGAAAUUCAUUUCAGAUCAAGACAGAUAGUAAUAUGUUCUGUCUAAUUAAAAAAGUCCUGGCUUCAGAAAAAGAAGCCAAUGAAAACCCAUAGCUGCAAGGGCUUGUCAAGAACACCACUAAGGAAUGACCUUAAAAUGAAAGGUCAUUUUUUUUUUGGUUACUCAUUCCUCAUCAAUGGCUUCCACCUUAGCUAGCUUACCUAUCCCUUCUGUUUCUUGUCUUUUAUAUUCAUGGAGAUACAAAAGUAGUCAUUGAUGUAAUACCUUUGAAAAUUGUUUCUUUCAAAGGACUGUUAUUACUCCAAUGAUUGAAGUUUUUGGAGGAAAGGCUGCAUAUUCUAACUUCUGGGGUGGAAUGGAUGAAGAUGUAAGUCACAAAGAGAGAGAAGCACAUGCACAUGUUUGCAUAUGUUUUUUUUUGCUGUUAUUUUCUUGAUGUUUAAGCUCGUCUUCCCUGAGGAAAUGAGAUUCUAUGAUUGUGCAUGUUGAAUCUAUCUCCUUUCACUAAGUUUACGCAAUGAAAACUUUAUUCAAGCAACAGUGAACCACCACUAAGCCAUGUAGUAUUUUCCUAGAUGAUUUGAAACUUUUUCAAGGGCUUUCUCCAUACACACACACACACCCCCCCAAAAAAUGAUAAAUAAAAAGACCAAAAAAAAAAACCAACAACAACAAUAACAAAAAAACCCACACACAUGCACAAAGAGCACUAUCUGAUAAUGUUAUUUUUACCCCUGGUCAGCCAAAUUGAAAUAUUUUUUUUUAAUCUAUGUGCAAUAAUGAGUCUAAAUGCAGGUGUAUGUACCAGAUGUGAGUGAAUGUACCUAACUCUUAAUAAUGAUUUAAUAUUGUAGGGAUACUAUGCUAGGUCUGACAACUACUUCCCAAUGCUUCAACGAGAAGAAAAGGGUUGCUUUGAAGUGCCAAUGAUUCACUCCACCAUGCUGAUAGAUUUAAGGAAGACUAUAAGUGAUCAGUUGAGGUAUAACCCCCCUUUACCAAGUUACCAUGGGGAAGAAGAUGAUAUUCUUGUGUUUGCACAUUCAGCGAGGGAAGCAGGUUAGCAAUGGUAUACAUUAUCAUAUAUCACCAUGGUAUAAAGCAUAUAUUUUCCUUUUACCUUCUAACCCCAAAGGAUUACCAAGGCUGUUUUUAAGAGCUGGCAGCUCACCAGAUACCAUUUGAAAGCCAGAAAACUUUGUUACUGGUAUAUUACCUGCAAGGUUUUAUACUACUUCAGUCAUCAAUUAAUGUAGCAGCAUGAGUAUUCUGCAAAGUUAUAUAAGAAUAUUCCCCACAUCUAAAAUUAACCCUUUACUCCCGAACAUCAGUGUACAUAUUCUCCUCACUGUUUUCCAUACAUUUUCCAUGAUAAUGACAAGGAGAAUCUUUCAUGGUCAAGAACUUCUUAAGCUGGUAAUCAUAUCCUUUCAUCUCAUGAUGAUGUAUGAUUCAGUGGUGAUAUUGUAAAGAGAAAUAAGAUGAUAGACACUCUGAACAGGCUUUAAGAAUUUUGCUAGAGAAACUUGUUGUCUUUGCUGGAGACUUCUCUGAUCUCUGAUGCUAGAUCAACACCUUGAAGAUUUGUUCAAGAAGACAAUGUUCAAUGAACCUAAUAUUCACAACCAUCUAUAAAUCACCACCUUCUACCUACCUUCAAAGUUUGUGAUAAUGGUAAGGUUGUUUGUGAAAGUGAUUGCCACUUUUGAAUGAUUACAGUAUUCUCCCUUGUUUUAUGCACAAUGGGUAUAAAAGCAAUUUUUCAACCUCUAGAGCAAUAUAUCCUUUUACCUGUUGAAUUCUCAAGAAUUCCAAGCAAUUUUAGGCAGUAACAAGAGGUAUUAUAGGCAGUUAAUUUGAGUGGUUACGGUCUGAAAAGGAGAAUACUGUAGUUUGAUGUCCCAUCAAAUGUAAAAUAUGUAGGUUUUUUUAGUGGUCUUAAUUGUUAACUUUUUUCAUAAGUGUUUUUUUUUUAUUAUAUUCACAGGAAUAAAGUUGAACCUCUUAAAUAAAGAGGUGUAUGGCUACAUGUUAAGCCCUUCAAACGGCAAUAGCACUUUGGAAGACAUGAAGGUUCAUUUUACUCAUGUGAAGCUUGAGUGGUUUGGUAUGUAAUUUGUUACAUAUUCUAAUACACAGUAUUACUUGCUAUAUAACUAAGGCAUUUUGCAGUUUGAUUCAUGUUGUGGGUUGGUGAGUGCGCAGGAGACUCAAGUGGUAACUCCUUCCAGGGCAAAGUGUAAAUGGUCUCAUUUUUUUUGUAGUUGAUCAUCCAGAGGAAUUGAUGCCUGUUAGUUCACACAUUACUGUUGAAUACACCCCUCCUGGAAAGCUGGGUUUUGAUGAGGUACAGUACAAAACAUUACAGACCAAAUUGGGAUUGUAUGCUUAAUUCACUCCUAAGAUCUGCUUGUUCAUUCUCCUCUCUAAAUGCUGCCUAUUUCUUCAUGAAUUAAUUUGCUUUUAGACUAAGAUAACUUCUACCAGAUAAGUUUGAGUAUUCUCAUUACCUGUUUGCUGGAUAACGUAUGUGUAUUAAUAACUUCUGGGAGUUAAGGGGUUGAACAACAAAAUUAAGCCCUAUUUUGAAGACAGUGUCCUAGAACUUCUAUUUGACAUAAUUGAUGCAUAUAUUCCAACAAAAUGUGAAAUCUAGUGGGUGAAUUAAUUACCAUCUUUUUUCCCUAAAGAUCUAUCUCAUCAAUCUUAAAAGGAGGCCUGUACGUCGAAAAAGGAUGCUUGCAUCUCUCAAAGAGCUGGGAAUUAAAGUGAAGAUGUUUGAUGCAGUUGAUGGCAAGUAUGUACUCCUUUUUAGGAUAUUGCUCUGAUAAAUCUUUCUAAUCCACUUAAAAUAAAGGUGGUUACAUCAAAGAAGGAUGCAAAAUUCAAUUCCAUUCCCAUGUUUUUGUGAUCAAUUAAUUAAUUGAUUAAUUUUUUUGUAAUUAAAGAAAUUGUAAGGCCUUGGGUUUUGAAAGAUUUUAAAUUUCUACACUUUGUUUUUAACAGAUCAUACUACAAAUUACUUAAUUAAGGACGACAGACUGGAAAAAUAAAUAGUCCAAUUUCUCAUGUCCAGUGAACUGCUGCCUACAAUUUGUUUUCUUUCAAUUAUCCUGUGGCAUGGUUCAAAGUUGUUGACAAUGUAUUUAGAACUUUUGUUUGUCUGUUUGGUUUUUGCCUUUUUUGUCAUUAUCACCUUUUUCCAUUUUGCCAGGUCAUUAACUGACCAGCAGGUUAAAGACAUGGGGAUAAAGAUGUUACCAGGUUACAAAGAUCCAUAUGGAAAAAGGUGAAUCAGGGCGUCUUCGCUAACUUCAGUUCCCCGUAUAACUGAGCUGAAAUCAAAAGAAAAAUGAUUGGUCAGCAGUUGAUAAUGUUUCCCUAUUUAUAUAGUUUUCCUAUCAAUAAUUGAGCAUGUGAAACGUUACUCUCUGUCAAAACAAAACCAUAAACUAACGCACAUAGAAAUUGUUCCUAUCCGGUCCAUUCGUUGACAGCAUGGGGGAGAGACGGUCCGGUGAGUUCUUUUCACCAAUGUCAGUGCGAGCCUCUCCUUCACGAUGCGUGAGUACGAGACAGCCGAUCCCCUCGAAGCAGUCUGCUAUUAAAAUCAGCAGUAAAAAAACGCGUUUUGCUGGGUGAAAGGGAAGGAAUAUGGUACAUCGAAUACCUGCCACCAUGUUCAUGAGUUUGAGGUGGAAGAAUAUCACCCUGAGGGAGUGAUAUGACGUUCCGCCGAAGGCCUGUUAAUAGGGACCUUAAGCAGUCAGGACGGCAACGCCGAGGAAGACCUCGAUUAAAAAAUGAAUUUCUGCCUUUAAUUAGAAUUUAAAAAAUGACUGCAUGUGUUUACCGUCUCAUAUGGCGCCACACCUCAACUUCAGCAUAACGUAUAAAAGAAGAGCUGCGUUCCAAUGGAAAUUAAAACAAUUUGCCGUCGCGGUUUCGAUGCGCAGACGACGCAAAUUGUGAUUUCACGUUGUUUUGCAUAGGACGGCUAAGAAAUGUACAAAGUUUUAAAACGCACGAGCUGAGCUAUUGUUCUGCCAAUUAGAUCUUUUGUUUUUCCAUGCCCUCGUUGCCGUCCCCAUCGUGGUUUGCUUAAGGUCCCUAAUAUCAUUCGAGGUCUCCAAUUACUGAAGGUCAUCAGUUCAUUCAUUCCCACCUGUUCGACAUAAGAAAAUAAGUAGAGUCAGUGGGAAUCCUGAUUGUUCUCCUCUGUCCCCUUAUUUUUUCUUGGUAUUAUGGUUACAAUCAUUCACAGUAAUUUUUACGCGGCGAUCAUUUUUGUCCCUUAGGCCGCUUACCAUGGGAGAAAUCGGAUGCUUCUUGAGUCAUUACCUUAUUUGGGAGGAGGUAAGUUACUUGUAGAGGGAAGCAUCCCAAAAGUAUAAACGCUUCGAAAUUCUACCUUCUUUCGCUUUGCGCAAGUUUCAUGGUCACUUAGACAACACGGGCUCGAUCCAGGCAGAGCAAGAAAAUGGAUAAGGACAAAAUUUAUAAUAAAGUUAAAAUGUGUAUUCUUAGAGAAAGACGUUUUUUUCGUCUUUUCACGAGAAUGGGAGCGAGGAAAAAUCUGAAUCUCAGGGAGGAACCGAACUUCAGAUUCUCGGAUUCUACGUACUGAUACUUUUACCACAGAGCUAAAGAAAAUUCCGUGGUGAGUUGAGCCAUUCCUACCGUGCAACUGUAACUGAAAGGUCUGGUUAUGAGAUUAUUAGGCCAUCAUGAGGCCAUUGUGAGGAUUUCAUGUGAUUCUUAUCCUGCAUACUGCUAGGAUAAGCUUUGUCGAAAGCGUCGCGUUAGUGGCUAGAAUGAGAAAGAUGGUUAAUAUUGAGCUCAAUAGUGAAGUAAAGAAAGCUGUAUUACUUUUUCGUCUCGUCGGCGCGUGCGACAUGAAGUUAACACGUGUGACUUUUGUGCUUUUUGUUUAUCCAAUGUUUGUCAUAGUUUUUACUAAAUGUUAACAGGAUAAAGAAUUGUUAAAUUCUGUCUGCAACAAGAUUCUUAAUUAACGAAAUCGAAUCGGGCUUCUUGUUUCCGGUUGUCCUACAAGGUAAAUUAAUUCGUUCCGUAUGAUUACAGACCUCGUUGGACUCCAAUUGGUGUUAUUACUGUUGCUACUUGCGUUCAUAUGCUGUCAACUUUUGUUCGUUGUCCUUUCAUUAGUCUCGUGCGAAAACUACCGCCACCGUUUGUAAUAAUGUUCCCUUUUUAAUCCUCAGAUGAUCAAUAAUGGCUUGGAUAAAGUUUUGGUGUUAGAAGAUGAUGUUCGGUUUGAACCCGAUUUUCGAAAUCAGCUACAACAUCUACUUCAAGAGGCAAACGCCCUUUCAAGCGAGUAUCCAUGGGAACUAAUGUGAGUGUAAACUUUCCGAGUGUUUUCACUCAAUUCCCAAGAAGGUAGAAGGUAGAAACAAUCUUGGUAGAAGUGGGAAGGAGGUCUACAUCAUUAUGUAGUUAGUCCUUUUCAGGGGUUAAAGAGUCAAGUAACUCAAGCGCCUUUGCUGGCUUGGCAAAGCUGACGGAUCGUAAGCCUUCGUAGGAUCAUUUGCUAACAAUGUUGCCUUUUCUCACUCAGUUAUAUAGGGCGCAAGCGAUUCCACAGUAAUCCUGUUACAAUGGUUCCAGGGGCCUCGGCUAUAGCUUGGGCUGAAUAUACCUAUUGGACGCUGGGGUAUGCCAUCUCCUUACGAGGCGCCCGGAAACUUGUGUCUGCGAAACCGCUGGAGAAAAUGGUCGCCGUGGACGAGUUUUUACCCAUUAUGUUUAACAAACAUUUAAAGUAAGUACGAUGGUAUAGGCGCCACUUUUGGACGUAAUGUGGUCAAUUCAUUCCUGCAAUGUAUCACUGCCAACAUGGCCUCCCCUCUCAACCCAAGAUACCACAUAUUUUUGGGUAGAAAGGUCAAUAAAUAGGACAUUUUCAGAAGCAGACCAACUUGGUGAUGAAAAUCUUACAAUUUGAAUUUUGGUCGGAGUAAUAGUAAAUACACUCACAUUAUUUUUAGAAAAACGACGUGAUUUACACUAUGGGAUUAGACCUAGAGAAAAUCCAAACCUUCCCUUCUCAGUAAACACUCAAACGACGGUUUAUGGGGACCUUCUAGCAAAUGAUGGAUUUUUGAAGAAAGUAGGCUUCAAAAAUUACAUUUCCUAUUUCAUUUCUUGUCGUUUCCUCACGCCCUAGUUAUCUUCCUUUGUCUACCUUCAAUUGAAUUUUAUUUAUUUUUCGCCUUUAAUUUCUUCUGCAGUCCGGAGUGGGCCAAUCACUUUUAUCCCCGUAACCUUGUUGCCAUGACAGCAGAGCCCUUACUUCUGUACCCGACUCAUUACGUAGGAGAUGAAGGAUACUUCAGUGAUACGGAAACCACAGGCUUGAUUCCACCGGAGCUUCAACAAACCGACACGCUUAAAGGAAAAGUUGAACUUUGAUAUUAACUGUAAAUAAACAUAUUUGAGUAAAAUUCCUCCCAAGAAAUGAAGAAAAAAAAAGAAGAGUAAUACUUUGAAUGUUAACUUGAAGUAUAAUUUUUAAGCAAGGGUUAUAUGUUUACGUAUAAUUUACGUUCAAAGAGUAAUGCAAGGUUUUGAUGGUGUUCUGUCGCCUUAAGGACGAAGCUAGUUCAUUGCCGGUGUUAUGUUAUGUUGUAAUUUUCAACUCAGCGUAGCAUACUAGAAACGAUCGUCGCUUUCGGGUAUGGUUUUGCGUUAAAUAGUUGAUUUGGUGCCAGUAACGCGAUUCCAGAAUCACUUUUCACACUUUGUUAUGAAGUUCAAGAGGAAGGUCAAUGCUUACAGAAUGUAUCAAGAUUAUUGAAAGAAAUUCGUGAUUCUAUAGCUAUUUUCAUGCCCCAAAUCGAGCUCCUGUCAUAGUUUGCAGUGUUUUCCGCACAGAAAAAAUUAAAUAUCUAGAGAAAUAUCUGAG